UGCUCAGUCCGCUCACAAAGUAAUAAAAUAUGUUAUAAUUUUUAUAUUGCUUUUUGUAUUAUAAAGUGAAAAUGAUUUUCUUGGUGUUUGGUUUGGUUGUGAUGAAAACUAAUCUUUUUGUUGGUAGUAACGGUGUGUUUUUAUUUCAUAAAGACUAUUAUUACACGAAAUCAUCGAAUCUGAUAGACAGGAUUCGGCGUCAGCUAAUGCAAGACAACUACGACUACCUCCCCUCUGAGAGUGAAGACUUCCCCCUCAACCGAGGAGAUGUCAACGGACACAGAUCGCCCGAGAAAAUAAUAGACGAUUAUGACUACCAUGAACAAGACAAACAAAGAUUCAACAUCACCGACAUAGUAGUGCCUCGAGCACACGAAUUUGAAGAGAAAGAGAUAGGUUACCAAGGAGUGUCCAAGAAUGACCUUUUCUACUACUUAGAUGAUGAUAAAAUUGGUCUGAAUGAUUAUAAGAAUAAUGCUGUCAGUCCUAAAGUGAAAUAUAAAGUUAUGAAGGUAAAAUCACCUCAUCCCAACCGCCGCAGUCUGAACUUCCGGCGGUUCAUCCAAGAGGAAGGGGAAGGAGGGGUGGCCCUGAUGACCCUGGACGAUGAGCCGUUCCCGGACUUCAAACUGCCCAAAUCUAGGAGGCAGUACAUGCACGAGUCUGAUAAUGAGGAUAUGGAGAACUUCAUGGAUGACUUUACCUUCGAAGAUUAUUAAAUAUUUUGAAAAUA
Manduca sexta (tobacco hornworm) is the source of this 733-nucleotide messenger RNA. RefSeq lists its product as uncharacterized. Bases 72 to 719 code for a protein of 215 amino acids. The transcript has 4 exons. Lineage: Eukaryota; Metazoa; Arthropoda; Insecta; Lepidoptera; Sphingidae. The record is from RefSeq and is a predicted model, not a curated record.